Messenger RNA from Cuculus canorus (common cuckoo), 5427 nucleotides. It is a transcript of the gene XAF1, whose product is annotated as XIAP associated factor 1. Gene Ontology annotation, biological process: apoptotic process. The record is from RefSeq and is a predicted model, not a curated record. The coding region runs from base 2269 to 3258 and encodes 329 amino acids. Lineage: Eukaryota; Metazoa; Chordata; Aves; Cuculiformes; Cuculidae. The transcript has 10 exons.
CUUCCUUUUCUGCAGAUUUGCUUCUGGAGAGCAGGUUGGUCUGUUGGCCUGUGUGUGAAAUAUUUGCUCAUGGAAAAUGUCUGUGGUGACAUCUGUGGUGAAAGAACCUGUAGUGCCAACUACAGUUCCUGGGGAAGUCUGGAUGAAGCAAAUGAAGCAAAGUGCUUGGCUGUUGCAGAGCAGCAAGGAUAAAGUCCUGCACUGAACUGAACCUGAAUUGUGAGAGGUAAAUUCUGACUUUGUUAUUCCCUUGCUUAAGCCAUCCUGCCACUGCACACUUCAUAUUUAAGAUACCUCCAUCAUUAUUUUGUAAACCAUUGGAGGUUUAUGUGUGUCAAUUUAUGCUUGACUGGAAGAACAAGGAGGCCAAGAAGUUGGCUGAAUCCAGGUAUUAGAACCACUUAUUCACAUAUCAUCACAGACAGCAACACGGGCAGGAAGAAGAAUACUGAGUGGGGACAAGAGAGAAGAUGCCUCCAUUCAGAUAAGGAGGUGGAAAAGCUGUGCAACGCGUAGCUGAGAUGCAGGAAGGGGAGAGCAUGAUUUGAUGAAAGGGAGAAGAGAGCAUCUUACAGUGCAGGCUAACACUGGGCACUGCUGUCGAAAGGAUCAGCGUGCACCAACAGAGAGAAGCACAGAGGAGCGUGUUGGAUUUGGCAAGUCUUCCAGCUGUUCCUUGUCCCCUUCAGACUGUGCUUACAACUCAGAUAGAUCCAGUUGGCAGUGGCUGGAUAUGAGAGUGCUUCAGGAAUGGCAGCCCUUUCAUAGAAUUAGCCUGUGAGCUUCCUCUUCACUGUGCCAAGAAGGUGGACAAAGCUUUGCCUGCUUGCUUUACAGACCUAGUCUGACAGUUGGGCAAAGGGAAGCUGUGGAGUGCUUGCAAAACCUCCAGAAGCAGGAGUUUCAGACAGUUCAAAGAGGGCAUUCGAACAAUAACCUCCCACAGCCUGAAAUUCAGCUUAUGCUAAUUGAGCUCUAACUGCAGGCCUUCAAGAAAUAAGAACGGUUUCCUCUGGUCAGUACUUCUCUGAACCUAACAGGGACCAGAGCACUAUUCACAAAUACGUGUGAGAGGUGUGGUUUCUUUAACUACUGCUUUAAAGACAGUAUGUAAAAUUAGCUUUUGGUUGCAGGCACUGUAUAAAAAGCAGGAGAUUGCAGCAGCCUUUGGGCUAAAUUUUGAUACUCCGACAUUGAAUAAUAUGCUGCUCUUUUUCAUCUUGGUAGUAAAUUUCAACUGUGUUUACAAAGGAACUCAAAUCUUUGUGUUACAAAUACUUGGGCAUGGGUAGGGACAUGAAUUGAAACCAGGAGCUGAAUCGGGUCUCUUGUACUGGAAUCCCUUUUCGUGGUUACUGGACACCACUACUCCCACUUGCUGCUGUCCCGAAUAACCAGAGGUGUUGUAAAGCAUAUUGAUAACUAUGGGUAUGAUGCAGUAAUAGAGCCAAACCUCCUUCAUGGCUCACUGCCGCUGACCUGCCCUGGAUUUCUUGCUGUUUCUCAGCUGGUGGCUCUGGGGCUCACUGGAGUUCAACAUGACAAAGAAAGCGGAGCAUUUUUCUGCUGACCUAGUGAGCUGAAUAGGUUCAAUAAAGUAAUCAACUCCAGAGACUGGGCACCUUAUGGCUUGGAACAGUAACAGCUGAGACAGGAACAGCCACACCUUUCCUGACAGGGAAUUCAUAGAUGAGCUUGACAGCAGUUGUCAAACCACACACAGAGUCUCACAAACUUCCUUUGUCUGUAGUGCUUCGGAUACGGGAUUCAAUGAUGUGAGCCACUGUAAGUAAAGAGUUCGGCUCAGAAGAGGGACACUGCUGAAGACCAGUUAACAAAGGCUGACCUGCAUCGUUAGGAGAAAAAUGGGGGACAGAAGGCGCUUGUUUGGAUGGGAAAUGAACCACACCAAUUCCUGAGUAACAUCUGGGACAUCUGUUGUGUAUGGCAUAACAAUACAUUAUGCAAAUACUACCAAAUGAUUCUUCCCAAUACCUCUGCAAAGCAGAAGAAUUCAUAUCAUUGUCCCCAUUUCAAGGACUAAGCAGCUCAGUUCGUAUUUUCUGCAUCCCCUACAUCUCAUUGUUCCACACCACACAGGAUCUAUGACAGAGUUUCUGGACAAAGGGCUCCCCACCACCAUUGCUUCUCCAGCUGUAGCAGGGAGAUGGUGGCUUGAGGGCUUCCUACAACCCUCUUGGGAAGCCAUGACAGGUCCUUGAGGUGCUGUCAGAAGAAAGGAAAUCCAGCAAAGUAAAAAGAAAAGUCAUGACAGAAGAGAGCAAUUUCUGCAAAAAUUGUAAACGAGAUGUGUCUGCUGCUAAUUUCUCCCUCCACGAGGCCCACUGCUUGCGGUUUCUCACUCUCUGUCCAGAAUGUGAUGAACCAGUUGCCCAAAAGGAUAUGAAAGACCAUCAAAUGGAAGCACACAAGCAGGUCAGAUGUAAUCUUUGUCACCAAAGCAUGCAGCAGUACCAGCUGGAGCAUCAUGAGAGCAAGGAAUGCCACAAACGAGCAACACAAUGCAAGAUCUGUGGGCUUGAAAUGCCCUUCGACAACCUGGAGGAACACCUGAACAGCUGUGCCAGCCGAACAGAGUGGUGUUGGGACUGUAACAAGUACAUCAUGUAUAAAGAUCUGAACAAACACAAAGAUAUUUGUCAGAAUAGUGGUCUCUCCUAUCCUAAGGAUGUGAGCUUUCAAACUAGUGAAACAUCCACUAAUGCAACACGUAUUGGCCCCACCGAUUCUGGUGGCAAUCUUUGCUGGAAGUGCAAUAACUCAUUCCCAGAUGACCAGUACUCCCAGCAUCUGAAUAAAUGCAGUACAGCCUAUAAACAGACAAAAGUUCUUGCUGACCAGUCAACUUCAAAACCCAGCAGUGAUCCACCACAACCUUCUUCCUCCCUGGCUCCCUCUUCUGUCUCCGAGAAUGCAAUGGCCUGGAAAGAUGUCCGUCCCAAAGAGAAAGGCCAGCCAUUGACCUCCAAAACCUUGCUUAAAUCCCCAAAGAACAAAAAGAUUGACUUUCCCUCUCUGACAAGAAGAGAACUUUCCACAUCACCUCAAGCUCUUGAAGACACCCAGUCAUUUGACAUACUGGUGGCUUGUGCCCAAUGUGACAUCCUCCUGCCACUCCCAACCCUUCAGAAACAUGAGAUCAAAUGUGGACGUUUGACAUCUGUGAAAAGCGCUAGGAUGAAACAAAAAUCAAGCCACGGAAAAAAAGAAGACGCUUUCUACAGCACUGACAAUUAAAUCUGGAAAUAGAGGCACAUCUUCAGAUUGAAGCUUCAUCUCAGCUUUAGCAAAAGGCAUUGAAAGUGCAAUAGCUUUAUCAACAAAUAAAAGUAACUUGCUACUUUGGGUCAAGAACAAAGAGUGAUAAAGUUUUUAUUCGUUAUCAAGAGUAGCAUUUAAAAGUUUUCACCAGAAAACUGUAAAAGUGAUGGGGGCUGUUGUCAUUUAAAAUAUUUCUGUGUGAGCUUGCCUUAGGAAUGUGUUUUUCCCACCUGCUUCAGCAAUGAGAGCAGCUUAUUUAAAAACUGUUUGUUCUAGGAGGGGAGAAGGAAAUAAGGAAUUCAGAAUUCCUUGUUAUGUGGAACGCCACCAAUUCCCUUUGCCCUCUCUAAGAGCUGAGACCUAUGUGUUUUUCAGGGUAGGGCCCAGUGAAAUAAAAACCAUUAAAUCCCUGUCUCCUUCGUUCCAGUGAACCACUAAACCCAAGGCAAGCGCAAACAGCUUAGUCUUGGGAGACUGCAGAUACAUUCAAGGGUAACUGAGGGUGUUCAUCUUCUGAUAUAGGAAUGGAAACUGCCAGAGCCCAAUGGUGGCAAAGUUAAACAUGAAGAGGGAGUGAAUGCUUUAUGCUAACGUCUGUGAAUGUUUGUGAAGCAGCCUCUGCUGGUUGGUAUCUUACGUUAAUAAACACUAAAACAUGCUAACAGAACAGUUCUAUUACAAGGUGCCCUUUUCCUUUCAUCCACCUUUUGCAGUGUUCAAUCUUAUAAGCUGAUAGCUGGAACUAUGGUACUAAUGCUGCCCUAUAAAUUGAGCAACGUACUUCUCAGAGCCAACCUUUUUGAUACCUGCAUAAUUUAUGCACAAGCACACGUGGGAUGUGAAGUCAGGCUGAGUUCAUAAGCUCUCCCAGCGAUACAGCAAGGGCCCCGGCUCAUGUAUUCAUAUCAUUGGCAGGUCUAAAUGAGCAGGACUGAGCCAAAAUGUACCAAUUGAUGUUCCAGGAGUAGAUACUUCCAGCCUUGUAACCAUCAGACCGGUGCCAGCAUUGUGAGUGAGACAGCACUUGUCAUGCGGUCUGGUGAGUGUUGGUGACUUCUGAGGUUCCUUAACCUUUGCAGCAUGGAGACUGUAGCAAUCAGCAGCUUUUCCUACCUGCAUUCAGAGCUCUUUAAUCUGAAACUCUGCUACUCAAAAGCCAAGAGCGCAUAACUUCACUCCCUGGCUGUCCCAGAUGUUUUGCUGAUCAAUGUCUUGUGAACUGCAUUUGAAAGUUUGCAGGAGUACUCCAACGACAUUUAAGAAGGGAUUUAUGAAGACAAUCUUAAGACAGUGCUCUGACUGAGGCUUAUUUUGAGCUUUUACUAAAUUGCCCUGAGCUUCUGCUAAGUAGGUCUAACAUUGAUUUGAGGGCAGAGGGAAGGGCUGUGAAAGCACAUCCAUUAAAGCUGUAUCACUAUGCAUAAAUGUAUCCUCUUUCAUUCUGCACUCCAUAGACUUUCACAUAGUUUAGUGUUCUCACUUUUCUUUGGUACAAACCACAGCAAUGGACUUUGUGGAUGUCUGCACAAGCAUAAGCUCUCUCACUCUGCUGCGUAUCUUGGGGCCUGUGCAGGUUCCAGCAAAACCGGACUUAUCAGGCCUCCCAGGAAGACUUUUUUUCAUUAUUCUUUGUAGUCCAGGGCUGCUAAACAUAACAUGGUCUGAAAAGAGUCCACAGUAAUUGAGUAAAACAAGUCUGGAGAUGAACUGGGCAGGCAGCUCAUGCUCCACAACCUAAAUCUUUGUCCAGAGAAAGACAUGAGAACACUUUCAUCCCUUUUGAAAAGGAACUGGGAAAGUUUUGCUGCCCAAAUGCAAAGGAGGAUGCUUUGCACCUACGAACAGCCCAGUUUGCCAGAGAGGACAAAAAAAGGAGCAGGGAUGGAUAUCGCAGGGCAGCUGCAGCCUGGUACCAGGCUCCGUGAGGGUUAGCACAGCCUCAGGUCAUGGCCUGACAGUGUUAUCUUAGGGGGUUAAAAGAAAACUUCUGUUCUCCUGGAGUAAAUGAAUACUUUUUGAGCUCCUAGGCUAAAAGAAUAACAAAGAAUAUAUUUUGUGCCUUGCUUAACAAAGAAUAUAUUCUCUGCCUUGUUUAUCUUCGAGGUUUUUUUGUAACACUGGCAUCUCUGGACAUCUGCUGAGAAG